AAACAAAGAAGAAGAAGCAGGACGUAGGGUGACGACAGUUUUGUAGAAAUAUUCAGUCCGAGAAGAAGUUGGUACUGCUUUUAAUUUCAGCUUCUGCACAUUAUUAAAAAUUAUUUGUCCUUCAGUAUGUCGGCCAGGAAUCCAGGGACGAAACUCGACCUGGAGUGGAUAUCAAAAGUGAGAGUCAACAGACAGGCUGUCCUGAAGAGAGCUCAGCGCAUUCAAGGACUAAAGAUGCCCACAAAACAGUGGCAGGCUGCCUGGCUGCUGAAGGCUAUUACAUGUAUUGAUUUGACAACUCUGGGUGGAGAUGAUACUUCAUCCAAUGUCCAUCGACUGUGUCUAAAAGCCAUCCAUCCAGUCCGACGUGACCUGCUCAGGAAGAUGGAUAUGGACAACAAAGGAGUGACCACGGCAGCAGUGUGUGUAUAUCCAUCCCGUGUGGCUGAUGCUGUCAUAUCAUUAAAAGCAGCCAACUCCAGCCUGCCUAUUGCCUCUGUGGCCACUGGUUUCCCCGCAGGCCAGACACCACUGGAAACCCGCCUGCAGGAAGUCCGCAUGGCUGUGGCUGAUGGUGCCACUGAGAUUGACAUAGUAAUCAACAGGACCCUUGCCCUCACAGGACAGUGGGAAGCCAUGUAUCAUGAGAUCUGUCAGUUUCGGGAGGCUUGUGGUGAUGCCCACAUGAAGACAAUCUUGGCUGUUGGAGAGCUGGGCACCUUCACCAACGUCUACAAAGCCAGCCUUGUUGCCAUGAUGGCUGGUUCAGACUUCAUCAAGACUUCCACAGGAAAGGAGGCUGUCAAUGCUACUUACGCUGUCGCCAUAGUGAUGGUGAGGGCCAUCCGUGACUACUUCUUGUGUACAGGCUACAAGGUGGGCUUUAAGCCAGCAGGAGGGAUCCGGACAGCUCAGGAGUCUCUGCUGUGGCUCACUCUGGUCAAAGAGGAGUUGGGCAGUGACUGGCUUUGCCCUCCCCUUUUCCGUCUAGGAGCCAGCAGCCUGCUGGCUGACAUCGAGAGGCAGAUCUACCAUCACGUUACUGGACAAUAUGCAGCUUAUCAUGAGCUGCCUAUGGCCUGAAGCUGUGGACAUCCUGUUUUAGCAACCAAUCAGAAUCAUCAGGGGUUUUGCCCUGGGACCUGUUUAUCUCUGAUUCUUUUCUCUUUUUUUGAAUGUGUUGUUUACACACAUGUAAAGUGUCUUGAGAUAACUUUGUUAUUUAAAUAUAAUUGAAUUGAAUGAAUUGAACCUUAGACUCACCCCUUAAACCACACAAAGGCACUGCACUGACUGCACACUACUUUAUUAACAACAUAUUAACAACAUUCAUCUUCCAUUAGUGGAAAAACAGUUUUAUUGUUCUGUAGUAGUGCACUAGUUUGCCUACAGAGACUGUAUACAUGGAAUUGUAAACAGUCACAGUAUUUUGCUUACAAUCAUAAUAAACAAGUAUAGCAAAUCUCUGUUAGUUUAAGGGUGUGGUCAUUUUAACUGAAAGUGAACUGAAUUUAAUUAAUUAAUUAAUUAAAUUAAGAGUUAAAAAAAUGUAUCAAUUUUGGCACAGUGGUUCGCACUGUUGCCUCACAGCAAGAGGGUUUCAGGUUCGAGUCUGGCUCUGGGCUCUUCUCUUCUGUGUGAAAUUUGCAUGUUCUCCCUGUGCCUGUGUGGGUUUUCUCAGAGUAUUCCAGCUUCCUCCCACAGUCUCAAAAACAUGCACAUUAGGUUACUGCUCUACAUGGCUACUUUACAUUGCCCCUUAGUGUGUGUGUAUGUGUGGGGUUGUCUGUCUUUGUGUGUCAGUUCUACUGUUGACUGGUGACCAGUCCAGGGUGUUCCCCGCCUCUCACUUGUAGUCAGCUAGGAUAGGUUUGAGCCCCCUGCGACCCUGACGGAUAAACGGUAUGGAUAAUGGAUGGAUUUUAUCAAUUUGGUUUUGUCCUUUAUAUUUAAUACUAAAUACUAUAUUUUAUAGUAAAUCUGUCCCUUGCUAAUCUUACAAAAUAAAAGAUGUGAAAAGA
This is a messenger RNA of Scatophagus argus, 2021 nucleotides long. RefSeq names its product deoxyribose-phosphate aldolase (putative) (gene dera). The record is from RefSeq and is a predicted model, not a curated record. Gene Ontology annotation, biological process: deoxyribonucleotide catabolic process; carbohydrate catabolic process. Bases 127 to 1083 code for a protein of 318 amino acids. Gene Ontology annotation, molecular function: deoxyribose-phosphate aldolase activity. Gene Ontology annotation, cellular component: cytoplasm. The transcript is spliced from 9 exons. NCBI's taxonomy places the organism in Eukaryota, Metazoa, Chordata, Actinopteri, Scatophagidae.